GCAGCCCGAGAGCCCCUUGAGCAAUUUGUGGUUUGUGGUCGCUCAGUUACAUCCACAUGACCACCUUCAGACGAAUGAAUGAUUAGUACGUUGAACACUGAACAUGAUUGCAAGUGUGGCCUAAGCGACCUUGUAGUUUGUUCCUUCUCAGUGUACUGUUUCGAGCGAGCCGUCCCACAGCCGAAUCUGGGGUAGCGACAUCGUGGAGGCUCGCCCCACAUGGCGAAGGUGGGAAUGGCAAACGUUACCCGCCGAUGGAGUCUCGCGACGGGCAGAGAAGCAAGCGUGGCUCGUCGCAACAAGUUCUUGAUCAGUUGACCUUCUUCUUCCAUCAAUCCGUUGGCAUCCAUUACUGUGCAAGUCGCUCAUCCUGUCGCCCACGUCUACCAGAGCAAUCAAUCCCAAUGGCGGGCCACCUUGCACUCACUGCAGUCAUCAGCAUCAAGCCUGGCAAGGACAAGAGAUUCCUCGAGUUGUUCCAAAACUGCGCCGAUUACACGACCAAAAACGAGCCGUAUGUACUCACGUAUGAGCUCUCCAUGGCUGGUCCAGAGCUCGGUGGCAAGCUCACCGACGUAGUCGUUCGCGAAGUAUACGCGGACCAGGCGGGGUACGAGAAGCACAUGGCCUCGGCACCCGUCAAGACGAUGAUACAGGCCAUGGAGAAGGAGGACCUGGUCGAGUCUGCCAAGAUUGUCUGGCAGCAGCCGCCCAAGAUUGGCUUCAGCGCGAGGUUGUGAGCCCCGGAUCUCCACGAUUGUGUGGAUCGAGCUGGGGUUCCAAGGCCAAGUCGCGCAAGCAACCAGUGAUGGUGAUGGAAUAGACUCGGAUGGCGAACACGUGCUUUGCGAUUUUUUGUAAGAAUUAGGCAAGGACACAAUUAGAAAUUGGUCGGCAAUGGACGUCGAAUCUGUUCAAAUUAGGAGCUGACCUUUGGUUGAUCAAGAAGGAAUGAUUUGAGGGCGGGAUGCUGGGCUUAAUAGUGCCUUAGCGUACCCAAUACUGCUUAGCCGC
Microdochium trichocladiopsis is the source of this 1014-nucleotide messenger RNA. RefSeq lists its product as uncharacterized. Lineage: Eukaryota; Fungi; Ascomycota; Sordariomycetes; Xylariales; Microdochiaceae. The record is from RefSeq and is a predicted model, not a curated record. The transcript is spliced from 3 exons. The coding region runs from base 255 to 740 and encodes 161 amino acids.